Molecule: messenger RNA, 1137 nt
Organism: Mesorhabditis belari
Lineage: Eukaryota; Metazoa; Nematoda; Chromadorea; Rhabditida; Rhabditidae
Source: the annotation of a GenBank genome assembly
AUGUUUUCCCUUGUGAAUUUCCCCUAUGUUGUGCUGGAUCGAAUCAUUGGCUAUUUGGAUCGAGAUGAAGUGGCCACUUGUAGACAAGUCAAUCGUUUCCUCAGAAGAUUCAUCGAUGCAAAUCGUCACCAUUAUCCACUUCCACCAAUCACCAUUUCGAUUGAAAGCGAAAAGUUUUUUCGAACGAGCGUUGCAAUCACAAAAACGAUGGUUUGGACGGGAGCAAGGAGAAAUAUUGUACUUUCUGAAAGGCAAGGGAUGAGUAUGUUAGAGCAAAUGUGGCAGGCAAUGCUUGAAGCUGCUGAAUUGGAAGAAAGGGAAGAAAGGGAAGAAAUCGAAGAAGAAGAUGUUGAAGGAAAUGAAGAGAACAAUUCUGAAAAGGUAGAAGAUAAAGAAGACGGAAAAGACGAUGAUGAUGUAAUUGAGGAAUUUCUUUCUGAUGAUGAUUUUCGAACACGAAUCCACUCGGUCCCCUCAAUCAUCAAUACUACAGCCAAACUAUUUACGAGAAUCUUUGAGAAAUAUUACAUCAGUGUUCUCGAAAUUGAUGAAGUGGGAAGUGAUAUUUUGAAAGGGAUUGCGAGUUCAUCAAAGAAAUCACAACAAACCGUUGAGAGACUCGACUUGAAUCUACAAACCAAUCAAGUGUUUCUUCGACCGCACAAUCUCAAAAUUGGAAACAUUGAUGCUAAAGAUAUUUCAAAAGUUCUCACUUUGCCCACGGUCAGCGAUUGUUUUCGAUUAGAUUUUGAUAUGGACACUGACGAAGUGGCAACAGAUGCACCAGUUGAGGUAUUUCUUUCGUUGAGAUGCGAACGUCUUAAUCUUCCUAUCGGCACCACGCUUAACUCAGCCACGUUGAAUCUCAUUUUGAAGGAGUGGCACUGUGGAAAGAGAAACUUUGCAAGCGUUGAGGCUUGGGAGCUUUUCGGCGCAAUCGAUUUCGAUCCACUUGUCGUUUUUGAUGGCCUUAUGUGUCAAAAGUUUACUGCAAGAAGUCCUAGAGCCUCUCUACCGCCAGCUACAUAUUAUCGGAUAUCGAGAAGUCACGAGAGUUUGACGGUUUUCACGAAAGGGACAGCUCUUCUCAUCAAUCAUCCUGUCGAUUAUAUGUUGUCAAUUGGAAGUGUCUUUCGU